Arabidopsis thaliana (thale cress) is the source of this 1786-nucleotide messenger RNA. It is a transcript of the gene ATG18D, whose product is annotated as autophagy 18 D-like protein. Gene Ontology annotation, cellular component: vacuolar membrane; phagophore assembly site membrane. The transcript has 4 exons. The record is from RefSeq and is marked reviewed. The coding region runs from base 290 to 1378 and encodes 362 amino acids. NCBI's taxonomy places the organism in Eukaryota, Viridiplantae, Streptophyta, Magnoliopsida, Brassicales, Brassicaceae.
AAAAUAUACAAUGACGACAGUUGACUAACGCAAACAACCGAAUAAAGAAAGAACAAAAUCGGAAAUUUUCGACGAAGAUAAAAUCAUACAAGUUAGUAUACAGAGACGAUUCUCAUAGCCAAGUCAUUGAUUUGAGAAGAUAACAAGAUUAUUAUAGCAUCAGGAUCGAGAUUGUUCGUCGUCCAUUGAAGCAGCAUUUUCCUUCUUCAAAGAUCGCUUUUGGUUCUUCUCGCUGUUUUCGUUUUCUAAUCGCUUGCAACAAUUUCAACGUUUCACAUAUUAAGGAGAAAUGGAUCCUCGGAGAAACUUCCAACCAGGUGGCUAUGACUCUCGGAAUACCUUCACUUCAGGAUCUUUUGGGCCUCCAGAUUUUGGUGAAAGUGAUGAAGCAGAGUUGGUUUCUGUUUCUUGGAAUCAGGAUUACAGUUGUUUUGCUGCUGGCACUAGCCAUGGUUUUCGUAUAUAUAACUGUGAACCGUUCAAGGAAACUUUUAGGCGAGAGCUGAAGGAUGGAGGGUUUAAAAUUGUAGAGAUGCUUUUCCGGAGUAAUAUCUUGGCGCUUGUUGGUGGUGGACCUAACUCCCAGUACCCUUCAAAUAAAGUAUUGAUUUGGGAUGAUCAUCAGGGGCGCUGCAUCAGUGAGUUUACUUUUCGGUCGGAAAUUCGUGCAGUGAAGUUAAGAAGAGAUCGAAUUGUUGUUGUUCUUGAGCACAAGAUAUAUGUCUACAAUUUUAUGGAUCUAAGACUUCUUCAUCAGAUUGAAAAUAUGGCAAAUCCAAGGGGACUAUGUUGCCUCUCUCAUCACAUGAAUACAUCUGUCUUGGCUUGUCCAGGUAUUCGUCGAGGAGAGGUCCGAGUUGAACAUUUUGGGCUUAACAUGGUUCAAAUCAUUAAUGCUCAUGAUUCUAAUAUCGCGUGCAUGACCUUGACAUUGGAUGGCUUGCUCCUUGCAACUGCCAGUACAAAGGGAACUCUGAUUAGAAUUUUCAACACGAUGGACGGAACUCGUCUGCAAGAGGUCCGAAGAGGCGUGGACAGAGCAGAUAUCUAUAGCAUUGCUCUAUCACCAAACGUGCAGUGGCUUGCAGUAUCAAGCGACAAGGGGACUGUUCACAUUUUCUCUCUCAGAGUGAGAGUUAUAGGGGAGGACGCAUACUCCACUGAACAUGAGACUUCUUCAAAUUCCCUGCAGCCUCUUGUUUCUCCAGCCAGUGGUGCCAACCCUGGUUCGUCAUUGUCUUUUCUGAGAGGUGUUCUACCAAAAUAUUUCAGCUCGGAAUGGUCAUUUUCUCAGUUCCAUGUACCUGAAGUCACCCAAUACUUUGCAGCAUUUGGUGCUCAGAACACAAUUGCAAUUAUUGGCUUGGACGGAAGGUAGCUAAUCUCUCUGAAUGUAUAUUCACAUCAUCCACAAGUAUUAUAUGCUUCCAUCACACUAGUCAGAAUAGCAAAAACAUAAAAUAACCAACAACCACACAUAUGAUUUAUCGGCCUUACAGUUUCUACAGGUGCAAUUUCGAUCCAGUGAACGGAGGAGAGAUGACUCAGCUUGAACAUUUCCAUUUUCUGAAGCAAGAUAGCCCGAGAUAGUCAGACCACGUGCUUGGUUUGAGUUUUAUGUACAUAACAAUUGGCUCUGUAUAUAGAUUUGGUGAAACCGCAUACGAUUUUAUUCUUCCAAGCUUUACUUGAUUGAAGGAAAAUGUAUUCUUGAUUGGAACAAUGUAUAUACAAAAAGGAUUUUUUUUUGGUUAUAACACUAAUUUCUACAGAGAAUCAAACUGCA